AUGUCAAAAAGGAAAGCGUUUUUAGAUUCCGUAGACCCAGAACGCACAGAAGACUUUCUCAACUUUAUCAAACUCCACAAAAAUGGCGCAGAGCCGUUUGACCUUGCAGAGGUGCUGGUGGAGCUCCAGAAGGCGGAGCGGGAGGAGCUGUGGGCAAAGCUUGUGCAGCUGCUCCGACACACCAUCGCCUCCUGCCCCACAGAGCACUGGAACAACGGCCUGGACGAAGACAGCGGGGAUGAGAUGGAGGUUGAGGUGCCCUCUGAUGUGAAACAGGCGAUGUCAGUGAUUGAGGGGGUGACGCUGGUGGCCACAGUCUCAAUAGACAGCGUCCAAGACAACGACACUUACACUUCUCUCUUACAGUGUGCAGCUAUGCUUAAUGAUAUUGUGAAUUUGCUGCCUGCGUCUGAGGUGCUGCUCAGACAAGCAGUUCAUUGGCUCUUUGAGUGUUGGUGGGGGCGGGGUUUGCAAGGGAAGGAGGAGCUUGGUUGGACCGUAUUCAUAGCGUGCUUGGAGGAUAUGGUUACACUCAAGAAACCGCUGACUCAGCUCCAGAGCGGGUAUAAGGUGCGAGAGGUGCUGCUGAGUGUUGACUUUGAGUCUGAGGAGGGUCAGCGGGCGACCAAUGUUCUCCUUCAGUGUUUCCUCAACGUCCCCCUCAUCAAAAGAGAAGAGGGAAAGCGUUUUUUGGCGUUUCUUUUCGGUUGGGACGUGAAUUUCAUCAGAAUGAUUCACGGAACCAUUAAAAACCAGCUGCAGUUUUUUCCCAAGGCCGUUAUGGCGGAUGUGGCCGAGAUCUACUUCCGGGCUUGGAAAAAAGCCUCCGGAACAUUCCUGGAGGAGAUUGAGUCCACCUGCAUCCAGGACUUGAUGCAGCACGCGGUCCUGCUCCACAGAAACUCACCUGUCCUCCCCAAAGUCCGGCAGAUCCUGAGGUACUUCCACAAACAGAAGUUUCGCCAAGGAAUCGACGAGAUGCUUGACAAACUGUAUAAACCCAUACUGUGGAAAGCUCUCAAAGCUGCUAACGCCGAGGUUCGUGCCAACGCCACAUUGCUGCUGAGCGAGGCGUUCCCCUUACACGACCCCAGCAUGAGCAGCGACAAGAUCGACGAGGCCGUGCAGAAACAACUGGACACACUGUUUGCUCUCUUGGGGGACCCUCAGCCGUUGGUGCGGUCCACGGCAGUGUUGGCUGUGUGCACCAUCCUGGCUAAAUGUUGGGAGGUCAUCCCCUCCACCAUCAUCACCGACUUCCUCAAGAAGCUCAUGACCCAGCUGGCCACCGACACCAGCUCCCCCGACGUCCGCUGCUCCGUCUUCACGUGCAUUCCCUUAAUCCUGGAGAACAGCAUGAGUCAUCCUCUCCUGGAGAAGUUACUGCCAGCGCUCAAAACCAGCCUCCACGACACCUCAGAGAAAGUACGCGUGGCCUUCGUCGACAUGCUCCUCAAGAUCAAAGCCGCCCGUGCUGCCAAGUUCUGGAAGGUGUGUUCCAUGGAGCACUUGCUGGCUCGGCUGGAGGUCGACGCCCCCUCUGUCUCUAAGCGAAUCGUCAACCUCCUCUUCAAUUCCUUCUUCCCCGUCAACCAAUCAGAAGAGGUUUGGUGUGAGCGAUGCGUCACCUUGAUUCAGAUGAGCCCUCAAGCAGCCAGGAAGUUUUACCAAUAUGCCUACCUGUACACGGCCCCUACUAAUAUAGCCAAGCUGAUGCUGAUGAUCCGAAAGUGCCUGAACGUGUGUAUUCAGAAUUCCAGAGACGACCCAAAUGAAACCGGCUCCAGCAACAAAGAGAACACGAGUGUGUUGGAGGACGUUCUUUCGGUCAAAGACACCUUGGCCAUGGCCAGUCUGCUGGAGAUUGUGGUGAUUCUGUGGAGGAGCAUCCGCAAGUCUCUGGAACAUAACGAGGAGGCAAUGCAGUACACCGUGGUCAAGUUCAGCUCCGUCCUGCCGGAUUACCUCAGAGUCUUCCAGGAGGAGCGCUGCACAGCCCCCCUCAUUCUCCUGGCCUCUCUCCUUCCUCCCGCUACCGUGCCAACCUUCAGUUGUGGUGUUCUGCCUCGGCUGAAGAAGCUGAAUCCAGGCUGUCCCGUAGCUCACUACAGUCAGAUAGUGGAAUGUCUCUGUGGGUGGGGCCAAGCCGGCCACAUUGUUGAGCUCAUCACUGAUUGGCUCGCAGAAGCCCUUCCCAAAACUACAAACAAAGAAGACACGAGUCGCAAGGUUCGCAUCCAUGAAACAGCAGAGGCCAAACCAGACCUGGGGCUAGAUUACCUUGAGUACCUGCUGACGAAACCUCGUACCCGGGACAGUGUGCUCGGCCUUCCCCUGGCUCAGCUCAAACAGCUCCACAAAGCCCUUGCUGACUGGAAGUCGGCUCUGUAUUCCUCUCUGAGUGAGUCUAGGUCAGAGGUCAGUGUGUCCACCACAGAGACUGCUCUAAGAGCUUUCACUAUGCAUGGCCGUCUCAGUGUUCACCUCCACCACAAGCAUCCCGAGGGGCGGGACUUCCUUGUGUCCCUGGAGCACUCGGGAGCAUGGGUAAUGGAGAGAGUGCUCCCCUUCCUGGUUGCCCCUGACAACGACAACAGCGUCUCUGAGCAGCAGGUCACCGUGGCCCGGAGGAUUGUGGAGAUCUGUCUGUCAGUGUAUAAGGAUGUUGUGAGGGUUGCCCUUGGAGAUGAAGAGUUCAAAGGUCAAGUGCUAGAGUUGUGCUCAUCCGUGCUGCUGUCGGAAAAGGGCUACGUGUGUAUUCCUCUCUUGCUCUCCGUCCUGACUGAAGUGACUCAGGACUCUUCACACAGUGCACAGGGACUGGACGAGCAGACGUCCGUCAUCCAGGCCGUCAUCAUCAACAUUUUCCAGAAAGUUCUUGAGGUCUUGGCACGGCGUUUACGUAAAGAUCGUGACGAAGGCCAAGAGCUGUGUGACUCCUCUAAGGGGGCCCUCAGUGACUUCCUGCUGGUGGCAGAGGAGUGGGGGGCUGUCAGUGCAGAGGUCACAAGCGGAAUAUUCUCCUCUCUCUUUGCUGCCGUCAUCGUGGAAAUUAGCUACACCCUGCAGAAGCUCUCACACGUGGAAGAGGUGAUGAGCCCAGAGUCUGUAGCCGAUCUUCCUCCCCUCUCCAGCGCAAUCCUGUCUGUUCUCCUCAAUUCUCCUCCGGUUACCAGGUCGUUCCUGUCAGAGGUUAGCUCCUCUGUGGACUCUGAGGCCAUCGAUAACAUUGUGGGUUUGGCUGCCAUCACACACAUCCUAGCCAUUGCCAGCCAGACUGGUAAAUUUAAGGUGGAACUGAAGGGCAUCGCUGUGUCUGUGCAGAAGCAACUGCAGAACCACUACUCUAUCAUGGCUGAAGAAUCUUUGAAUGUUCAGAGGGCUAUUUAUGAAUCCAUGGUCAGAACACUCAACAGCAUUCUGAUGCCCUGA
This is a messenger RNA of Chanos chanos (milkfish), 3432 nucleotides long. RefSeq names its product non-SMC condensin II complex, subunit G2 (gene ncapg2). The record is from RefSeq and is a predicted model, not a curated record. Gene Ontology annotation, biological process: mitotic sister chromatid segregation. Bases 1 to 3432 code for a protein of 1143 amino acids. Lineage: Eukaryota; Metazoa; Chordata; Actinopteri; Gonorynchiformes; Chanidae. Gene Ontology annotation, cellular component: nucleus; condensin complex. The transcript is spliced from 26 exons.